CCCCCUCCCACCCCUUUAAUGAGAAGCCUUAGCCAGAAGAAAAGCACAUACAGCCUCAGAAUUGUCUGUACUUCCUAGGAGAGAUACUGUGACUGCUGCUCCUCUAUACACAAACCAACCUGGGAUAUAAACAGCCUGGCAUUUGUUCAGCACUACUGUAAAAGCAUGGAAAGGAUUCCCAGUACUCAGCCCUCAACUAACUAUCUGGAGAGAUCUUCCUCACUGUCUGGGGUGGAUUUAUCACAUAUGUAUCAAGUUUUUAAACCAAGAAAAGGGCUGAAAAAGUGUGAUGACAAUAAGGAUACAUACAAACUACCGCAUCGACUCAUUGAGAAAAAACGAAGAGAUAGAAUUAAUGAAUGUAUUGCUCAACUCAAAGAACUGCUUCCUGAGCACCUCAAACUGACGACUCUGGGACACCUGGAGAAGGCUGUCGUUCUUGAGCUAACCCUGAAACAUCUACAAUCUUUGUCCAGCCUGAUUGAGCAGCAACAACAACAGAUUAUCAGUCUGCAGAGAGGUUCUCCAUCAGAAGCUAAGAAAAAUUCUGGAGAGGAUAUGUUCCGUUCAGGGUUCCAGCUAUGUGCAGAGGAGGCUUUGCGUUUUUUGAAGGAUGGUGAGAGAUGUGAGUUGGUUUCUCACCUUCAUCGUGUUGCUUCAGAUAUCAGCCAAAGCCCUGAAAGAACUUUACCGUUUCCUGUUGAUUCCGCCCCCAAAGAAAACGCCACAAACUGUGUGCCUGUUAUUCAACGUGCAGGUCCUGUUUCAGCUGGGGAACAAAGUGGGACUGAUACUGACACAGACAGUGGAUAUGGGGAAACAGAAAAGGGGGAAGGAAUCCGCGAACAGACGGGAGCCAGAAAAAAAAGGGUCUCCAGUUCUUCAAACAUGGACAUGAUGAUCAAACAGGAACCAGAGGAGCCCCCUAGAAAGAGACCCAGGAUGGAAGGCACAGAGGUGGAAACCCAGCUUGGCAUCAGUGAUUUCAAUUCAACAGGGUCUUAUCAUACCAGCCCUCCUCCUCCCUUUUGUCUCCCCUUUUAUCUUAUACCCCCUUCUGCCUCUGCCUAUCUCCCCAUGUUGGAGAAAUACUGGUACCCAAGUUCUAUACCCUUGAUGUACCCAAUGCUAUCACAAUCCGGGCCAUCAGUAUCUCCCCAAGACUCGUCAUUACUGAUGCAAGUCCUCAAACAAGCAUCCACACCAAAUAUGGAUGGGAAGGACUGAGCUUGAGGUAGAGAACACAACAUGGUAUUUGUUACCGCACUUUGUAAGGCGGAGACAAAAACUCACGGUAUGACCCACAGAUGGCACCACAGACUGCAGGAGUGAUUGCAAGUGAGAACUAAUAAGAGAAGGACUGUGAGUCUUGUACUAUUAGCUUGGGGUAUCUGGUGGUACCUGAAGGCUGUUAAACAUUGUGGGUUGUAGAGCGGAAUGUUUCCUCCCUGUGUCUUACACGACUAGAGGAGGCUUCACCAGUGAGUCUCAGAACUUCCACCAUAGACUCUUAGCCCUAUCAUGGUCUCAAGAAUGGAAGGAGCAGAACAGGAGACAUCUGGACAUACAACACUUAAUAUGCAAAAACCUCUAUAAACCUUUUCUCUGACGCAGGUGACAAUUAAAUGGCACUAUAUAGCAGUGCAGCUUUCUGAGUUGCAGAUUGUUGUCUUAUUUUUUUAAAAACUUUUAAAUAUUAUAAUAUAUUAUUAAAAGAAAUAAAAUCUUUAAUUUCUUAUA
Messenger RNA from Bombina bombina (fire-bellied toad), 1740 nucleotides. It is a transcript of the gene BHLHE40, whose product is annotated as basic helix-loop-helix family member e40. The transcript is spliced from 5 exons. The coding region runs from base 166 to 1227 and encodes 353 amino acids. Gene Ontology annotation, biological process: circadian regulation of gene expression; regulation of transcription by RNA polymerase II; regulation of neurogenesis. Gene Ontology annotation, cellular component: nucleus. The record is from RefSeq and is a predicted model, not a curated record. Lineage: Eukaryota; Metazoa; Chordata; Amphibia; Anura; Bombinatoridae. Gene Ontology annotation, molecular function: protein dimerization activity; DNA-binding transcription factor activity, RNA polymerase II-specific; RNA polymerase II cis-regulatory region sequence-specific DNA binding.